Messenger RNA from Haliotis rufescens (red abalone), 1964 nucleotides. RefSeq lists its product as uncharacterized. The record is from RefSeq and is a predicted model, not a curated record. The transcript is spliced from 3 exons. Lineage: Eukaryota; Metazoa; Mollusca; Gastropoda; Lepetellida; Haliotidae. Bases 511 to 1866 code for a protein of 451 amino acids.
UCUGACAUCAAUGACUUCGCUUCAUUUCCAGAUUUGGACUUUUCCUAUGCAGUAUUUGACACACCUGGCAGUAUUGCAGACUGCAUUCACCCAAUAGACGUGGAGCUGUUUGUAAGGCCAGAUAUUUUAACAUCCGUGAGAUCCAUACCUGAUUUAAACUUCGUCUACAUCAACUCCCCUGCGCUGACGUUCCUGGAGCCAGAGGAGGUGGUGCCAGCUCCCCACAGCGUCAUCUGCGAUGCCUACAUCUUUAAAACAGACGGAGUGGUUCUCGUCCUGACGUUUGUUUCCAGAGAUGAGCCUGACGCUGUUCUUUACAACUCCACACAGGCCCGGGCUCUGACUGUCGCUGUCAGGAGCAGAACUUGCACCAAUUUUCACACCGUGCAUGGCGUCAUAUCGCCAGAUAUAUACAGAAGUUCUCGGGACUUCCUGACCAGGAUCCAGCAACUUCACAAAACUGCAGAGCAUGUGUCUGUACAUCAGUCCUUGACUUCCAGAGAUGGGAAGAUGGUUAACAUAUUCAGGACGAUGAUCCAGCAUCAAAAGCCAUCAAGAAAACUCACAGAUUGGGGGAUAUUAUUCGUGAAGACAGCUGCCUACCAGGAAGUCCGAGACCAGCUACAACAACACAACCUGGUGAUGCUGACUGGUGGUCCUGGGGAAGGUAAGACCACAAUAGGACACAUGCUGUGUUGUGACUACCAGCGACAAGGAUACAACACAGUCUUCUACAGCAGAUGGGAGGACUUCAACAUGGAUGUAUUCCAGGCAUCUAAACCUACACUGGUGGUGAUUGAUGACAUGGGAGAUGAGAUACACAAGGAAGAGAUUGAUGACAUGGGAGAUGAGAUACACAAGGAAGAGAUUGAUGACAUGGGAGAUGAGAUACACAAGGAAGAUAUUGAUGACAUGGGAGAUGAGAUACACAAGGAAGAGAUUGAUGACAUGGGAGAUGAGAUACACAAGGAAGAGAUUGAUGACAUGGGAGAUGAGAUACACAAGGAAGAGAUUGAUGACAUGGGAGAUGAGAUACACAAGGAAGAGAUUGAUGACAUGGGAGAUGAGAUACACAAGGAAGAGAUUGAUGACAUGGGAGAUGAGAUACACAAGGAAGAGAUUGAUGACAUGGGAGAGCACCGUAGAUGUUCAAACUUGGUACUUGAGAUACACAAGACUAAAGUAAACAAGCUUGUUCAUGUUCUUAUCAUAUAUAAAAGCUAUAUUGGACCUGCAUGCUUCAUGCGAAAGACGGACAUAACACAGAUAGGAAGACAGAACUGGGACAGAACAAAGCAGGAAUAUUCCCAGAUGCUGCAGAUGCAGACAGACAUUCCAUCAGACACACGGGAGGACAUCAUAGCUAACCUUCCUUCAUAUGUCGGUUUCCCCAAAGUCAUGAAGCACUUCUGUCAAGACAGACCUACCACAGAUCCUGUAACAUUUUUCACAUAUCCUCACUUUCAUUUCAGAACAGAAAUAGAAAGAUUACUUAGAAAUAAUGUUGAUUAUUCUGCUGCUAUGAUAUAUAUUUUGGUUUCUGGCAACAAAGUGGAUAACUACUAUCCAAAUAUCUUUGACAGGGGUGGCAGUGAGUUUGAGUCUCUCUUUCCCGAAUUUAGAACAAAGAAUCUUCCUGGCGUGUUACACAAAUUGUGCGCCACCUUUCCAUGUCAGUCUGGCAACAAUAUCAGUUUCACAGACCCUGUCAUAUAUGACGCCUGUUUGUUUGUUGUUGGCCGCAUGUUUCCUGGACUUCUAUGGAAACACUGCAAAGUUAUGCAUGAAACUGACAACAGACAAUCUCUCACAGACUUACCUGGUAAAACCAUCUUCAUCUCCAGUCACAACACGACAUGUUUCUGACACAGCUGGUAGAAGACACACGGAAAGGGAAGUUCAGACACACAUUCCGUCACCCAGUUCUCAGCAGGGAGGACAACAUUGACUGGUUCCUUACACAA